This is a messenger RNA of Acanthopagrus latus (yellowfin seabream), 1761 nucleotides long. RefSeq names its product twisted gastrulation BMP signaling modulator 1a (gene twsg1a). The transcript has 5 exons. Lineage: Eukaryota; Metazoa; Chordata; Actinopteri; Spariformes; Sparidae. The coding region runs from base 804 to 1472 and encodes 222 amino acids. Gene Ontology annotation, biological process: regulation of BMP signaling pathway. The record is from RefSeq and is a predicted model, not a curated record.
UGAAGCUGGCUGAAGUGAUAACUGGUUCCGCCCUGACUGAAGGUCCGUCCGUCCCUCCGUGACCUUCCGGCCCUGCAGGCUGGAAGUGAGGCCUGUUGUGGUUCUGGUGAAAACACGUGUGAACACCUGAGGAGCUGCGGGGCCCAGCAGAGCCCAGCCUCUCUGCGGGGACGCUUCUCAGCGGGGGUCCGCUCGACUUCACAGCUUCCGAAUCGCCCUUUUCUCACCUAAUGAGGACACUCACAGGGCCGCUGAUAAGACUGGAGACAAAGGCUUGUUCAAUGGAGAGGGGGUGGCCUGGGAGAAAAGGUCUGAAGCCAGACAGAGCUCAUCUGGACGGGCAGCCGACGGUCGCAGUUUGGGCUGAUAAAGGGACUUUACGCACAAAACAUUUUACACACACGGAGCGCAGCCGUGAACGCCCGGUGUGUGGCCGUGUAUCUGGCGCUGUGAGGCGGAUGGUUCGUGCCCCCGUUGCCCUGAAGACACUCAGAGUGUGUGUGUGUGUGUGUGUGUGUGUGUGUGUGUGUGCUCGUGUGUGACCCGAGGCCCGGUGCUCGCCUCCUCAGACGCUGGGUAGAAAAAUGGAGCGUGUGCCUUUAAGGCGCCCGACUGCCUGUCGCUCUGUGCUGCGGAGAGACUGACGCCCUCUGGACACAGUGGACACUUGAGCGGCGGCAGAGAGAACACCAUCCUGGAGGAGUUCAAAGAGAAAACAGCCACACUCCCUCUGGAAAAGAAAAAGUUAGGAGCUCGUUAACAGCGUUGUGGUGUUUCCAGUGCCGUGCUGGUGAGCCGUCAGGAUGAGGCCUGGUGAGCUGAUCCUCCCCACCGCCGCCACUCUCCUCUUCCUCCUAUCAGGCCUGUCUCUGACCUCCGGCUGCAACAAAGCCCUCUGCGCCAGCGACGUCAGCAAGUGUCUCAUCCAGGAGCUGUGCCAGUGUCGUCCGUCUGACGGGAACUGCUCGUGCUGUAAAGAGUGCAUGCUGUGUCUCGGGAACCUUUGGGAAGAGUGCUGCGACUGCGUGGGGAUGUGCAACCCCAAAAACUACAGCGACUCUCCGGCCACGUCGAAGAGCACUGUGGAGGAGCUGCACCGUCCGAUCCCCUCGCUGUUCCGCGCCCUCACAGAAGGCGACGCGCCUAUCAACAUGAUGGUGGUGUCCUUCCCCGUCGCCGAGGAGCUCUCCCACCACGAGAACCUGGUGUCCUUCCUGGAGUCGCUCGACAGCCAGCAGCAGAACGUCUCCGUGCCUGGCAACAGCAUCCACGCCAGCUACGACACUCAAGAAAACAUGUGCACGGUGGUCUACUUCGACGACUGCGUGUCUAUCCGUCAGUGUAAACAAUACUGUGAGUCAAUGGGAGGAUCCAAGUACCGCUGGUUUCACAACGCCUGCUGCCAGUGCAUCGGACCCGAGUGCGUGGACUACGGCAGCAAGGCCGUGAAGUGCAUGAACUGUCUCUUCUGAAGUGCGGGCACACAUUGGUACCGAAUGUCUGGGCCAAACCAGAGGACUGAGGGCGGAGGAAACUAUGACUGUUAUGUGUUAGCAUUCCUCAGUUACCUUGUAAAAUACCCCCCACACCCCUCCUCCUACCCCGCAAAAUUGUUUUUAUUCUGCUGUUAUGUUUCACUGUAUAUUUUUAGAUAUGUUUUCAAUAGUGUUUUUUACUAGAGGUGUAUAUGAAUAAUGUAUUUUUACAAUUAUGGUCUGCUAAAUCCCAGUCUCAUGCCAAAUAAAAGUUUGGUGACAUGGA